Molecule: messenger RNA, 804 nt
Organism: Chinchilla lanigera (long-tailed chinchilla)
Lineage: Eukaryota; Metazoa; Chordata; Mammalia; Rodentia; Chinchillidae
Product: mediator of RNA polymerase II transcription subunit 27-like
Exons: 3
Coding region: 16-483 (155 amino acids)
Biological process (GO): regulation of transcription by RNA polymerase II
Cellular component (GO): mediator complex
Molecular function (GO): transcription coactivator activity
Source: RefSeq, a predicted model, not a curated record
AACUCGGGCCUCAGGAUGACUUCUCCCUAUCCUGUCACUUCAGUUCCUUCAACACCUUCAGAAAAAAAUGGAAGCGGGACAUUUAAGGUCUGUCAGCCCCAAGAUCCUGUUCUGCAUUCGGAGUGUUUUCCCUUUCUCAGGUGUGAUAAGAGCAACAGUAGUUACAGUGUCAUUCUGGAAGUCCACAUUCUGAAACUGCUGCUGAUGGUUCUCACCUCUUCCCCACAGCUUGACAUAUGGUCCAAAUCCAACUAUCAAGUAUUCCAAAAGGUGACAGACCACGCCACCACCGCCCUGCUCCACUAUCAGCUACCCCAGAUGCCCGACGUCGUGGUCAGAUCCUUCAUGACUUGGUUGAGAAGCUACAUAAAGCUGUUCCAGGCGCCCUGCCAGCGCUGCGGGAAGUUCCUGCAGGACGGCCUUCCCCCCACGUGGAGGGACUUCCGGACCCUCGAAGCCUUCCACGACACCUGUCGCCAGUGAGCCCUCCCAGCCCCGAGCCUGCAGACGGCCCCGGCAUCUUCCCCCCAGCUGCAGUGAUCCCCGGCCCUCUCACCACCUUAGCCGCCCCAGCUGUGUCCCGCUGCCCACCGCUCCGGGUGGGGACUGUCACAUCAGCACAUUCUGCUCUUCCUGUGAGCCAGGACACCAGCGAGGCAAUCCUCUGUGUCCCUAUCAGAGCCAUUUUCAUGGCUGUCACCUGCAUGUGCCCCUGUGCUCGUGUGCAUUGUCUUGCUGGGGCUGAGGGUUUUCUGGUUUUGUAACUUAUUUUUAUAAACAAUAAACCUUUUGUACCCAGAGCAA